Branchiostoma belcheri (Belcher's lancelet) is the source of this 303-nucleotide messenger RNA. Its product is annotated as DBH-like monooxygenase protein 1 homolog. Gene Ontology annotation, molecular function: copper ion binding; dopamine beta-monooxygenase activity. The record is from RefSeq and is a predicted model, not a curated record. Gene Ontology annotation, cellular component: secretory granule membrane. The annotation marks the transcript as partial. The transcript has 2 exons. Lineage: Eukaryota; Metazoa; Chordata; Leptocardii; Amphioxiformes; Branchiostomatidae. Gene Ontology annotation, biological process: norepinephrine biosynthetic process; octopamine biosynthetic process; dopamine catabolic process.
GGUGGGUUAGGUACACCCGAGGAGAUGUGUAUGGACUUCUUGUUCUACUAUCCGAAAUUCAACCUGGCCAACUGUGACAGCAGGCCUUCUGUCAGCAGAACACUCAGCUUCGUAGGAGUGGAAGACUAUAAAAGUGAUCCUUUCCAAGUCCUGGCCCCGCCCAGUUUGGUGAACAAGACGUAUGAGGAACUGGUGGAGGGGUUCCAGUGGACAGCUGAGAGGGCGGAACAGUUCUCUUCGUACCUCAUGGACGGAAACUUCAGCACUUUCUGCUUUGGUCAUGGCAACUUCACGGGCGAUUUC